GGCAGUAGUGAGGCAGUGGGCCAACGCGCCACUCACGGAAAAGCAGCGCGUUGUGGACAUAGGCGCUGAUGUAGUAGCUGAAUACUGCGCUCGCUGGCAUCUUGAGGAACACGUUCAUCCACAAACACAUGCUGAAGGAGGCGAGAGCAGCGCAGUCACUCGCCUCACACGUCAUGCCGUCCAUGCCACUCGCGUCCACGAUGGCACUGGUGUUGAGAACGGAGGCGAGGCGCGGCAGGAGGAACAUCGUGCCGUCGUCGGGGCGUCCGUUCUCAGCAAGGGUGUGCACGAGCAUUGCAACGGUGCUUCAGUCUUCGCCAGGAAUAAAGGUUUCCCUCCCCGUCAUCACCCUCGUCCCCCGCCCUGCCUGCCUCCCCCACCAGGCUGCACACCAGCACACAGCAGCAGGUGCAGGACACACUCACACAGCUGGAGAAUCUGUGGGAUGACCUGGGGCUCAGCGAGGACCAGAGGAGAGACAGAAAGCGCAUCUUUUACGGUCAUAUCUCAAACCUGCUUGAGAAGAUCUAUAUGGAUGAGCGCGCCUUGAAGUCACGGAUCGUCAACCAGAUUGAACACAACACCAUCGAGAUUGUCAAGCUGUGUCAGGAGUUACUUAUAGAGCCUGAGGAUGCAGUGGACGGCCUCACACUGCUGGACCUGGAUGCUGUGAUGCAGGAGCGCCUAGAGAAACUACAGCAGACCAAGAAAGAGCGACAAGAGACACUCAGGAACCUGCAGGAGAAGGAUGAGGGUCUGUGUGAGUUGUUGUGUGAGGAGCCCUUCUACAUCCCCUCUGACUUGACACCUUCCCUGGAGCAGCUCAAGGCCGUGGAGGAACACAUCAGGGCCAUGGAGGAGCUCAAGGAUGAGCGGGAGGCGACAUACAAGAAACUGAAGUGUGGCUUGCUUAGCUUCCUGGAGCAGCUGGAGCAGUCCCCAGAGGAUUCCUUCACUCGGGAGGUGGUCUGCUCCGAUGACGAGGACAUUUCCCUCGACCAGGCCACCAUUCAGCGGCUCAGGUCGGUGCACUCUGAUCUCGAGUUCCAAGUGAAGGAGAACAUAGCCAAGUCGCUGGACCUGAGAGAGCGAAUAACAAGCCUCUGGGCACUGCUGGAGGUGUCUGAGGUGGACCGGCAAGCCUUCCUGGCCACUGCCCCUGGACACACACCUUCCAGCCUGGCCAAGCUGGAUGAGGAGCUGGAGCGUGUGAAGGUGCUGCGUCUCCACAAUCUGGCACUGUUUGUGGAGAAGAUGCACAAGGAGCUGACCGUGUGGUGGGACAAGUGUUAUGUGGGCCAAGAGGAGCAGGACAGGAUCAAAGCUAUGACUGCGGAUGACGUGGGAGAAGAUGUGCUGUCGCUGCUGGAAGGGGAGGUGGAGCGCUGGAAAAACUACUACAAUGAGAAUGAAGAGUUGCUCUCCACUGUAAACCACUUCCUCUCCCUCUUCAACCACAUGCUGGAGCUGAGGAACCGUGACAAGGACCCCUCGCGCCUCUUCAACACUCGUGGUGGUGCGUUGCUGCAAGAGGAGAAGGCCAAGAAGAAAGUCAGGAAUGAACUGCCUCGUGUGCAGAAGCGGCUGGAGACCCUGGCAGUGGCAUGGCAGAAGCACAACAACACUCCUUUCCUGGUGCACGGGGAGGAACUGAUGACUUACCUCGACCACCUGUGGGGCACACAUGAGAAGCAAUGGGAGGUGGAGAAGGCAAAGAGGGUACAUGCCAAGGAGGGCCCAGGGAAGCCAGGCAGGGUGGUGCCUCAACCCAAGACACCAGUGGCCUCCAGGAAGAGAGGCAUGGAUGGGGAGGAGCCAGCCAGCAGCAAACGAGCUAAACAGUUGCUGCCACCACCUAGAAAUGUGUCUCCCACCAAGCGCUCCCCUAGCAAGACACCCCGAGGCAGACCACUGGCAGAGCUGAACCGUGCCCCUCCUACCUACGUCCCUGCCAUGGAAGACGAUGCCUCCUUGCAGUCCAUCACCUAUGAUAAGUUCAAGGCUGACAUUACGGAGGCACGGCGAGGUGCUGUGGUCCACUCGUCCAUCCUAGAAGAGGCCAUAACAAAGCCACAGUUCUCCCAACACCCACAGAACCAGGGCAGGCGAUUCAGGGACGCCCUCCACUUAGCCUCACCCACUAAGGGCAGCAAACGCCGGCCCUUCCUGCACUCUCUGUCCCCCAUGAAGAGUCCCGCCCUGCGCCGCACCACCUCACAACCUUGCCUUGGUCCUAACAGUCCUCGCUUCUAUUCCAACAGGGACCGGCCACUCAGGUUUCUCAUUUAGGCGAGUUCCUGUCUCGCUCUGGGUCUAAGUUUUCUGGUUCCUCUGGUGUGUCAUUGCUGCUUGAUCAGCUUGGUCCUGGAUCUUGUCUAUCUGUCUCUGUACUAUGCUAAGAUUCUUAUAGGAAGCUGCAUUAGACAUGUUUUAUUUAAGCGUAUUUCAAUCUUGCUCUGUCUUUAGGUUUUCUGGUUCCUCUCUGGUGCGUCAUUACUACUUGAUCGAUUUUGUGUCAUAUUUUGCCUAUAUAUUUGUAUUCUUUGUUACCUGUGGCAAGACUUCAUCUAGGUGAGCUCCAGUCUUACUCUACAUUCUGCUGCUUGAUUUAUGUUGCCUUACAUUUUACCUAUCUGUCUGUGUACCAUGCUGUCAUAAUAGGAAGGCUGCUACAAGAUAUCACACCUUUCUAUUUGUUUUGUUGUGUUCUUAUAAAGGAAAUUUAUUGUUGUUAUUGGUUGUGUGCUAUGUUCAGGUUCACAUGGUCACAUGCUAAGGUUUGUUUGUUACUUUAUAUGAAGCUGCACAGUCAUUCCAGAACUUUCAUGUGUACACACAAAGAUACACGUUAUUUAUUACAGCACGUGCAUAGACUGUGUGGGACAGUGUUGAUAUAGGAUGUAAUCUGAUACAUAAUCAUAACACAUUGCUCAGGUAAAUAUGCCAAGAGUACUUUUUUGUCAUCAUCCAGGUUCCACAUCAAAGCCUUAGUAUUUCUUGACAAUAACUCAAUUAACAAGUUAUAUUUAUGUCACACAAAGCACAUACAGUGAUCGUGCAUUUAAUCUGUUAAUGUUUUAUGGAAUGAAAUUUUGAGAGAACAAAAAUCAAAUAAGUAUUAGACAGAGUUGCGUGCGUCAUGAAGUUCUCUGUAAUAUACAACCAUACAUGCCUCAUUCUUUGUCUUGAAGAAUAAAAGUAGCAAAAAGUUUAGAGGAAUAUAUUUUAAAGACAAAACUACAUUCUGUCAUAAAAUAUACAGUAACAUAGAACUAUGCAUACAUUUGCUCUCGUUUAUAUAUGAUUAGCCUGAGUUUUAAGACAAUGCAUAGAGAGGACAGCUAUCAGACAGACAAAGCUUCACUCAAGUGGUAAAAGACAAGAGUCAAUUAGCAUUAUUUCACAAGGUAAAUUUUUGUUCUUAUGAAUUUUGAGAUGACGGAAUACAUAAUGAGAAUUAAUAAAAGUCACAAAACUACACAAGGUCACAUUCUUAGCACUAGAUGACCACAUAGUUAACUUUUUUAUUAUUCUAAUGCUGCAUUGAAUCAACAAAAGCAUAAUACUAUAUUCCUGUCAUAAAAUGCAUAACAAGUUCCAUAUAAGCACAUUCAAUUAACUUUUGUCCUUUUUGUUGACUAUCUCUUUCCACCAGGGACUGACAGGGCUGAGUGUGAAUGACGGGUGUGGGAGUGUGUGGUGCUUGGUCUGGACCUUCCUUUAUGGGGUUGCUGGCCUGGUAUAGAGAUAGACAGAUAGAUAGUUGAUAUGAUUGUUUACGGUAGAUUGACAGCUGUGAAGGAAGGUAGCAAGUUGAUUACUGUGGGUGGUUUAUAUCCCAAAAUGAGAAGGUAGGGGAAGGUAUGUUACCCAAUUAAUCUGGUAAUCCAAAUUUUGAAAUGGAUGUGAAAAAGUAGGAUGUAUAGUAUAAGAGUAUUUUAUUGUAUUACAAGUAACAAGUAUAUGCUACACACACACACACACACACACACACACACACACACACACACACACACA
Molecule: messenger RNA, 4017 nt
Organism: Portunus trituberculatus (swimming crab)
Lineage: Eukaryota; Metazoa; Arthropoda; Malacostraca; Decapoda; Portunidae
Product: protein regulator of cytokinesis 1-like
Exons: 13
Coding region: 532-2289 (585 amino acids)
Biological process (GO): microtubule cytoskeleton organization; mitotic spindle midzone assembly
Cellular component (GO): mitotic spindle midzone; cytoplasm; spindle
Molecular function (GO): microtubule binding
Source: RefSeq, a predicted model, not a curated record